Fragaria vesca subsp. vesca is the source of this 785-nucleotide messenger RNA. Its product is annotated as ubiquitin-conjugating enzyme E2 10-like. NCBI's taxonomy places the organism in Eukaryota, Viridiplantae, Streptophyta, Magnoliopsida, Rosales, Rosaceae. The transcript is spliced from 5 exons. Gene Ontology annotation, cellular component: nucleus. Gene Ontology annotation, biological process: protein polyubiquitination. The coding region runs from base 82 to 528 and encodes 148 amino acids. The record is from RefSeq and is a predicted model, not a curated record. Gene Ontology annotation, molecular function: ubiquitin conjugating enzyme activity.
AAAAAAACAUAAACAAGAAACAAGAGGCGAAAAGACCGAAAAGCCAGAGCCCGUAAUAAAAGCAGGAGGGUCUUUCAGGCGAUGGCGUCGAAGCGGAUCUUGAAGGAGCUCAAGGAUCUCCAGAAAGAUCCUCCUACCUCUUGCAGCGCUGGCCCAGUUGCUGAAGACAUGUUUCACUGGCAGGCGACAAUCAUGGGUCCUGCAGACAGUCCAUAUGCAGGUGGAGUGUUUCUUGUCACCAUACACUUUCCACCGGACUAUCCUUUUAAGCCACCAAAGGUUGCAUUCAGGACAAAGGUGUUUCACCCAAACAUUAAUAGCAAUGGCAGCAUUUGCCUUGACAUUUUGAAGGAACAGUGGAGCCCUGCCCUGACCAUAUCGAAGGUAUUGCUUUCGAUUUGCUCACUGUUGACAGACCCAAAUCCUGAUGAUCCUUUGGUGCCCGAGAUUGCCCAUAUGUACAAGACUGACAAGAACAAGUAUGAGACCACUGCAAGGAGCUGGACCCAGAAGUAUGCCAUGGGCUAGUGCGCUGCUAGGGACAGUGUGAGGAGGGCUUCCUUCCCUUUGGCAUUGAUCGUUUGAUCAGACGUAUGAAUGGUAUUGUUGUGAUCUGUUCUUCACAUAAAUGGGACCAAAAGGGAAAGAUUUCUGCCCUCGGAACACAAUUGCUUUGAAUUGUUAUGCAAAAUUUUUAAGUUAUGACUAUGAAACACAUCCAUCCCUUGUGUCUGAUACUCUCUACUCUCUAAAAUGAAAUCACAUCUAUCGUUGUCUGAUAUUCU